Messenger RNA from Prunus armeniaca (apricot), 282 nucleotides. Lineage: Eukaryota; Viridiplantae; Streptophyta; Magnoliopsida; Rosales; Rosaceae. The record is from the annotation of a GenBank genome assembly.
AUGUCUUCAAUCUAUGCUUUCCUGACAAACGGAACCCUUCCCACCGAUAAAUCCCAAGCUCGGAAGCUCCGGUACCGAUCGGCAAGAUACACGGUCAUCGACGAUGUUCUGUACAAGCGAGGCUACACCACGCCGUAUCUAAAAUGCCUAACCAGAGAGCAGGGGGACUACAUCCUUCGGGAGGUCCACAACGGAGUCUGCGGUGACCAUUCAGGAUCCCGAUUGCUCGCACACAAAGUCUUCCGACAGGGAUAUUUAUGGCCGACUCUGCACCAAGAUUAG